AUGUUGCACAGCAACCAUCGAAGGUUCCCUGAAGGAGACGGAAACGGAAAAAGAAAAUGCACAGGCGCAGGGGAUGAGCGCGUGGGCGCCUUUGGGCCGAGCCUCGGAGGAGACGCUCUAGGCUGGCGGGCCCGGAGCGUUCCGUCGCACGUCCGUGCCGGGAGCCGCCGUUUCCGGGCUGCCCUGGAUGGCCUCCUUGGGCGGCUAGCGGGGGGCCGUGCAAGGCAUUAUGGGACAACCAUGGCGGCUCUCGAAAUUUGUGGGGAAUGUUCAAAGCUGACUGAAGAGUACAUGAUGGAGCUUAGCUAUGCUUCGGGUUGUUGCUGGAUACAUUAUCGACCUGCUCGGGUAGAGACUCCAUCCCACCCUGGUGGUGUGAGUGAAGAGUUUCGGGAACGCAGUAGGCAGAGAGAGCGGGAGCGCCGAGAACAUGGCGUCUAUGCCUCAUCCAAAGAAGAAAAGGAUCGGAAGGAGAGAUCGCGGGACCGAGACUGUGACCGCAAGAGAGAGAGAGAUGAACGGGAUAGAAGCAGGCAUAGCAGCAGAUCGGAGUGAGAUGGAGGGUCGGAGCGCAGCAGAAGAAAUGAACCAGAGAGCCCGCAACACCAGCCUAAAGAUGCAGCCACCCCUUCAAGGUCAACGUGGGAGGAAGAGGACAGUGGCUCCUCAAGGCGCUCUCAGUGGGAAUCACCCUCCCCAACACCUUCCUAUCGGGAUUCUGAGCGGAGCCAUCGGCUGUCCAGCCGUGAUCGGGAUAGUCUGUGAGGAGCAGGUACUCAGAUGACACACCUGUGCCAACCCCAUCCUACAAAUACAAUGAGUGGGCUGAUGACAGAAGACACCUGGGCUCCACACCCCGUCUGUCCAGGGGCUGAGGACGCCGUGAGGAUGGCAAAGAAGGAAUUUCGUUUGACACAGAAGAGGAACGGCAGCAAUGGGAGGAUAACCAGAGGAUAAAAACCUGACACCUUGGAGGGACCAAAUGAGGCCACCAUAAGUGGGUGGGCAGCAAGAGAUGUCAGAGUACAAGGACAUGAGUGAUGCUGUGGUGGAACUGGACUUUGAUGCGGGCGGUUGACACUGGACAGUUUCAGGGAAGCUGAGCCUUGUUAUGUGUCAAAGCCCUGGAAUCUCUUUCCAGAGGCCCAGGCUGCAGGGGAAACGUCCCACCUAGUGCAGGUCAGAACUAAGGUCUUCAUUUGUGUUGGUGCCACCACGCGGUACAUCUGGGAAGUGCUGUCAUGGUCAGCCAUUUAAAGGCUUAGUGCAUACAGCUGGCACUGCAGCUCUCCUCCAGAAAGCUCAUCUUGGAGCGGG
This is a messenger RNA of Manis javanica (Malayan pangolin), 1317 nucleotides long. The record is from RefSeq and is a predicted model, not a curated record. NCBI's taxonomy places the organism in Eukaryota, Metazoa, Chordata, Mammalia, Pholidota, Manidae.